Lineus longissimus is the source of this 3907-nucleotide messenger RNA. Its product is annotated as glycoprotein 3-alpha-L-fucosyltransferase A-like. Gene Ontology annotation, cellular component: membrane. The record is from RefSeq and is a predicted model, not a curated record. The transcript has 3 exons. Gene Ontology annotation, molecular function: fucosyltransferase activity. The coding region runs from base 311 to 1699 and encodes 462 amino acids. Lineage: Eukaryota; Metazoa; Nemertea; Pilidiophora; Heteronemertea; Lineidae.
UAGAUGGAUAUGUUGUCGUGGAAGAGUUAAACCGAAUAGUGAAAAAGUGUGUCGGUAUCAUCCAGAGUCUUUCUCUUCGAAUUUCGAUGUUGAAGCCAUACUUUAAGAGAAGUCUUCAGUCUAACUUGGUUUUAAUCAUGGAAAUUGCGUUGUUUCAUAAAAAAUUUAUACAAAGUGUCCAUAAAAAUAAAGUAAGCAAAUUAAUGAUAGAUCCCCAAGAACCCUAGCGCUCCAACUUUCGUCCUGACGUUAAACCGCCACCUAUCGAGUACCAAAGGAUAUAUUCGAGCACAUUUCAUGAUAAUUUAGAAUGAGACUUCACGUGCGCAGACUCUUCUACCAUAUUCUCUUGCUGACAGCAUUCUUCGGACUUUCUUUCCACUUGUAUAUAAAUCUGUUACAAACCUCUAACACAUCAAAUCAUGAUGGGGCAAGACCAUGGGGACGAGAUUUCGAUCUUCGGACCCUGCCACCAUUGAAAUUCGUUGAUAAGAGAUUCCAUGACCACGUCUUAAAGGUACCAAAGGUUCAAAAUGGUUCCAGAGGGACUGCGGUGUCGAACGAUUCGCUUGGUGAACCGAAGUAUUUUGAUUCCAUCAUGCAAAUGCAUAUCAUGACAGAUCCUGCCAAGGGCAAGAGGGUGUGGCACGAUAAAGACUUUGAUUGGGACGAUAGGAUACAGGCCCAGAUGACACACAUUCCAAAAGCGGUUCAAGAGGAGCAGCUGAAACCGUUCGACCAACAAAAAACAAAACUCAUCAUCGUCUGGAACGGAAUUGGCAAUAUGAGGAAAGGACGACAGCGUUUGGUCGAUGAUAAGUGUCCGGUGACGCAAUGUUACAUGACUGGUGAUAGGUCAAAAGUUGCACAAGCAGACGUGUUAUUGUUUCAACAUUCCAUUGCAAAUCCGGGUCACCGGAGGCCUUCCAAUCAAAUUUGGGCGACUUAUUUCUUGGAGUCGCCUUACCACACUCCUACCCUCCAUCAAUUCCAAAACUUAGUAAAUUGGACCGCCACCUAUCGGCACGAUUCGACGAUUGUUGCUCCCUAUGAAAAAUUCGUCCCCUUUAACAAUAGUGUUGUGUUAAGGAAACCGAUAAGAAACUAUGCGUCCGGGAAGUCGAGAAAGGUAGCUUGGUUCGUUUCAAAUUGCGGUGCUCGAAACAAGCGAAAAGACUACGCUCUGAAACUGCAGAAACACAUCGACGUCCACAUUUAUGGAGCCUGCGGCCCUUACAAAUGUCCCCGAUACCAGUCGCAUAAAUGCUAUGACUUGCUCAAUAAGGAUUACAAGUUUUAUCUUUCGUUUGAGAACUCGAAUUGCAGGGAUUAUAUCACGGAGAAGUUCUUCGUAACGGGCCUACAACAUGACGUCAUACCUAUUGUGAUGGGUGCUCAUCCCGACGACUACAAGAGAGCAGCACCACCGCACUCCUUCAUUCACGUGGACGAUUUUGAUUCGCCGAAAGCACUUGCCAUAUAUCUGCACAAACUUGAUCAAAAUGACGAUCUGUACAACGAAUAUUUUCGCUGGAAAGGAACUGGACAGUUCGUCAAUACUCUGUUUUGGUGUCGGUUGUGCGCCAUGGCUUGGGAUGACACCCAAGUCACGUAUUAUAAAGAUGUAAACAACUGGUGGCGUGGAGAUGGAGUUUGCAUCGGAGCAAAUAAGUGGCCAGCAUCAAAAACAAAAUCAUAGCAAAUUUCGCUCUUUUAGGGCUCUAGAUAUCCUAGGAUCCAUGAGAGUUCGUACUUGGUGAUAGGUGUUAGUCGUCAAUGAAUGCCCGACUCUGUUAAAUGGUGGCUGUCGUGCUUCAUGCCGUGCCCGGAAUGCCAUGCUGCAGCGCAGUGGAGUUUGCGUUGGGGCCAAGAAAUGCCCUGGCUUCCGGCAUCGAAAACGAGGCGUGCAGUAACUUGCUCCCUUAGUUAUGAAAGUAUAAAAUCGGGAACUGGUUAGAUGAUGAAUGACGUGGCGAUUCUGCUAUCGUGGCCACACCCAGAAAUUUAGACAGUUGACACGUAUUCCAAAUUGCACGUCUGCCUUAUUGGGGAUCGAGUCGACAAACAUAUUGUGGUUGCUUUUAAUGCAGAUGCCUGUAAAUACGUAUUUUGAAAAGGAUUGCCAUAUUAAAAAUCGGGCACAUGGCAACACGCUGAGCUGCAAUUACAUUACAUUUAAUUUCCGACUUUUGCGAAAGCUGCUGCUUGAGUUUGUGAUUUGCGAACUAGUCUUCUGGGCUACCAUAAUCUACGUUUUGAUCGAAGUAGUGAGGAAAAGAAUAUUAUUUUGUACAUACUUGUAAAUUUGUUUACAUUUUUGCGUCCCUUUCGGUCAUUAGCUGUGUGAGUCUGCGAGAAGCAGAUCUGAUUCUCACUUAUAGUUGUCUACAGGUAAUAUCAGUGUCAUGUAUUAUUUUAUAAGGCAUGAACCACCAUGUCGGGAAUCUUUACAAGUUUAGUACCGAACCAAUUCAUCUGUGGUUUAAGCAGAAGCUCCAUCUGCUGACUAAGUGGUCACAACCUAGCAGACUCCGGUCUCCCUUGAAAGCUUGGUAAAAGUUCACAGAGACACCUUGUAACGAUAUGGAAAGCUUCAGUGUGUGGGGAAAAGGCAGCGCUGUCGUGACGAUGAAGCCUUCCGCAGACUGAACAACGGUAAGGCUCUCUCCUCAUAAGGGGGGCAUUUAUUUAGUAGGUACGCAACAGAUAUUAAGAUGUUUAUAAAGUUGAGGUCCAUUUUCAUUGGUGCAUAGAGGUUUGGGGAUUGGAAGUGGCGGAUUGAAAAAAUGUUGCGAUUAUAUGUUCAUUCGCUAUAACUUGUGACUUUCUGACCGAAAGUGGGGCUUAUUAAUACGCAGGUACAAACUCAUUGAUUGUGAUGAGAGCACGGUGGAAGAGCUAGCUUUCCCCGGGGCUACAUUACCCUCUUUAAUUUUUUGAUAACCGGCAAGUAAGCUUAUUCUGAUGGAUCCAGGCAAUGGAUGAACGCGGUGGUGAUGUCGCGGGUGGAGAGAUUUAUUAUGUAUUAUGUUACUCGGCAUAUGCACGUAUAUGCAGUAUGUAAAUAUCUGCACCUAUUCCAAUACUAUUAUUGUUAUAAACUCGAGAAUCCAGUCGAUUUUCUGGAAGAAUUGUGUCAUUACCGAUACAUACUCUUAGCUGGGAUAUGAAAGCAAAAAAUAAGUGACUACAGACGUAAUCGAAUAAAUCUUUAAGACCAAAGUCUCUAACAAAAAAAUCGGCAAGUAGUAUUGAUGGUCAUUACGUAUACUUGUGACCUACUUUACACAUGUGUUUAGACAACGUCAUACCGCAUGUCAUGUUCUCAGUCCGAAGUACAUGAACCCUCAUCUUUGGGAUGGUCUUAAUGCUUUCAUGUUCCUUUGCGUCUCUCCCUACUGCUGGAAAACCUUUUUUCUUUAAAUAGGGUUGGUUCAUGUACGGUGUUUACAUGUGGCCCGCUGGUAAUGCUAGUGCUGACCUAGCUCCACGUGUGGCAGCAUCGGUCGUGCAGUGUAUAUAAAUGUGUUCUAAGUGUAGUGUAAAUGACGUUACGAGUGUUUCUGAUAUUGGAUUUACAUCACAUGGAUUCAGCACUCGCUCAGUUCAUUGAGGGCCAACGCGCAAAGAGGGGUAAAUGGCAGGUGAUGUGUGCGCAGUCUUCUUUUAUAGUGGAGAAGUGUGAUACUACUAACAUUUCCAGAGCCUGCGGACGUAAACAGAAAGUGCAAAACACAACCUGGCCUUUUAGAGCGUAUUGGUGGUAUUUUGAACAUCAAUUGUUAAAUGUAAUUGUUAAAGCAUUACUGUGUUAUGAUGGGCUAUUUUUCUACCGAUGUGUAAUAACUAACAAUUGACUUGUAUAUUUGGCUCAGAAUGUGGAGAAUAAAGUCUGUUUGCUAUCGAA